Messenger RNA from Cricetulus griseus (Chinese hamster), 2147 nucleotides. The record is from RefSeq and is a predicted model, not a curated record. NCBI's taxonomy places the organism in Eukaryota, Metazoa, Chordata, Mammalia, Rodentia, Cricetidae.
ACAAUACAGUUGAUUUUAGUUUGCUAGGUAGCUUUAGAGAGCCAGGAUUGUGUGCAUGUGUGUAUAUGUAUAUAUCCAUAUCUAAGACUAGUACUUAGUCUCACUUCGGGAGCUGGGAGAAAAAAACCUGUACAGUUGUCUUUCUCUUAUUUUAAUAAAAUAGGAAACUCGCGUCCCUUCCCCCUUUUUAAACAAGUGUUAUAAUUGCUGGGAAAAGUUGCUGUGGUUGUAAUUUUAAACUUUUAAAAUAAUAAAACUGGUAAAAUAUCUGAGUGGUGCGUUUCCCUCAACUGAAGGAGAGUAGAUGGGUUACGUGGGGCAGAGCUGGCGCCACGUUAGCGCCGGGAAAAAGCGAAGCUUUGGGGAGAGGCUGGAAGGGCAGGAGGCGGGUCGGCUAAGUACGGUGGUGGGUCCUCGGGAGAGGUGAGUGUGUGGGGAGGGGAUGCCCUGAAGCCACUUCCCGGCGCGGACCUCCUGGGUUUUGACUUACAAAUGAAUCCACUUUCGUUGCCUGUAAGCCGCGUCAGGCUCCGCCUGCCGACGGGACCUCCUCACCAGCCUCUUAAAGAAAGCUCCUAUUGCUCUGAUUGGUUGUCGGGGCCCUGCCCACGCCACAUGACAGGGAGAGCUAGGCAGCUGGCUGGCAGGCGCAUUCAUUCCUUCCCGUGGGCGAGAUGUGGGUCAGCAGCGUGUGGCGCGCGACGCUGUCACCCGGCCGCCGCGCGCACUCAGCGUUGGCGCAGCUGCGCGGCAUCGUGGAGGGCGAGCUGGAAGGGAUCCGCGGGGCUGGCACCUGGAAGAGUGAGCGAGUGAUCACGUCCCGCCAGGGACCGUGCAUCCACGUGGAUGGUAUCUCCGGAGGAAUCCUCAACUUCUGUGCCAAUAACUACUUGGGCCUGAGCAGCCACCCUGAGGUGAUCCAGGCAGGCGUGCAGGCUCUGGAAGAGUUUGGAGCUGGCCUCAGUUCUACUCGCUUCAUCUGUGGCACCCAGAGCAUCCACAAGAAUCUAGAAGCCAAGAUAGCCCAUUUCCACCAGCGUGAGGAUGCCAUCCUCUAUCCCAGCUGUUUCGAUGCCAAUGCUGGCCUGUUUGAGGCUCUGCUGACACCCGAGGAUGCUGUCCUGUCAGAUGAGCUGAACCAUGCCUCCAUCAUUGACGGCAUCCGGCUGUGCAAGGCCCACAAGUACCGUUACAGUCACCUGGACAUGGCUGACCUAGAAGCUAAGCUGAAGGAAGCUCAGAAGCACCGACUGCGCCUGGUGGCCACGGAUGGAGCCUUCUCCAUGGAUGGUGACAUUGCUCCUCUACAAGAGAUCUGCAGCCUCGCUGCCCGAUAUGGUGCCCUGGUCUUUGUGGAUGAAUGCCAUGCCACUGGCUUUCUUGGGCCCACCGGACGGGGCACAGAUGAGCUGCUAGGCGUGAUGGACCAGGUCACCAUCAUCAACUCCACUCUGGGGAAGGCGCUAGGGGGAGCAUCAGGGGGUUAUACCACAGGGCCUGAGCCUCUGAUAUCCCUGCUACGGCAGCGUUCUCGGCCCUAUCUCUUCUCCAACAGUCUGCCCCCUGCUGUUGUUGGCUGUGCUUCUAAGGCCCUGGACCUGCUCAUGGAGAAUAAUGCCAUCAUCCAGUCUAUAGCUGCCAAGACCAGACGGUUCCGCAGUAAGAUGGAAGCUGCUGGCUUCACUAUCUCAGGAGUUGAUCAUCCCAUCUGCCCUGUUAUGUUGGGCGAUGCCCGGUUGUCUUCUCAAAUGGCAGAUGACAUGUUAAAGAAAGGCAUCUUUGUCAUUGGAUUCAACUACCCUGUGGUCCCUAAGGGCAAGGCUCGGAUCCGGGUGCAGAUCUCAGCAGUACACAGUGAGGAGGACAUUGAUCGCUGUGUGGAGGCCUUCGUGGAAGUGGGGCGGUUGCAUGGAGCUCUGCCCUAAGCUCUGGGUAGGGACCAGCAGAGCCAAAGUCCCUCUACUGCCACAGUGACAAAGGGGUCCUAGAGGCUCUGACCCAACCCAGACUUCUAGAGCCUGGUUGAAAAGACCUCAAGGGCCUGUCCUUGUGGUUGGAGAGACAACAAUGUGAAAAUUGGUCAUAACACUUUGUUCUGCUUUAUUCUUUCUGAGUAAGCCCAGUCCUGUGGCUAACUGGUGAAUCAG